Molecule: messenger RNA, 993 nt
Organism: Lactuca virosa
Lineage: Eukaryota; Viridiplantae; Streptophyta; Magnoliopsida; Asterales; Asteraceae
Source: the annotation of a GenBank genome assembly
AUGUUCUUAUUUUUUCUCAACAAAAGUCGCAACCAGCCUUCUUUGUCGAAAUCAAAAUUGCAGCAAAAGAUUGUGGUGACGGUCACAAUGAACAACGAAAAUAAAAUUCGUAAGGCUAUGAAAAUCGUCGUUAGUCUCUCUGGUGUUGAAUCAGCAUCUUUCGUUAGAUCAGAUAAAACCCAAAUCGCUGUGACUGGGGAACAUGUCGACUCAGUUGAACUGGCGACCUUGCUAAGAAAACGUGUCGGAUACACAGAGCUACUGAGUGUUGGUCCGGUGGAGGAGAAGAAACCAGCUGCCGCAAAGGAAACAAAUCCCACGUUUGGUAAUCUUCCAUAUGGUUUUCGGGCGAACACUUGGUUGGUUCCUCCAUUCAUUUUGGACUCAGAAUCAAACUUCCAGCCACUUCCAUCAGAAGAUGAGUAUAUAUCGAUUGAUGAUCAACCAGAAGGUGGAGCUAAUUCCCUUAACAUUAACAGCUUAAGGGCUCUGCUUCCCAACUCAAGAGAUGUGAAAUUAUCAGGAUCCCUGUCAUCUGAACAGGGGAAUUUUGAAGCUUUAAGAAAUCUCUCAAUUUUCACUCUAAAUUUUGUCUCUCCAAAUCUCCAAGAAUACGAUCGCCAUCAUAACUCCCCUCCACCACCACCACUACCACCUUCCUUUUCCGUAACCGAUGACACCGCCACCUUCACGAUCACCAUUUGCAACUGCCACCACAUUUCUCCGCCACCACCACCACCUCUGAGAAAAACCCUAGAUCCAAAAGGUACUGUCACCACAAUCAUCUACAAUUGCUAUCAUCGAGCUCUCCUUUUUCUUACUAAUUUCACCCCAUUAGUUACCACACACACAAAAAUGUACAAAACCACCAUCGACAUCUUCAAACGAACAUCAUUGAUUUCUUUUCCUAAGUCAUUUAUCCUUUGUAACCGUCAUCAUCUUUCGGCGAAGAUCAGAAACUACAAACACACUCAUGCCCUGAACACCGAAUAG